Molecule: messenger RNA, 1293 nt
Organism: Fonsecaea nubica
Lineage: Eukaryota; Fungi; Ascomycota; Eurotiomycetes; Chaetothyriales; Herpotrichiellaceae
Exons: 6
Coding region: 1-1293 (430 amino acids)
Biological process (GO): transmembrane transport
Molecular function (GO): transmembrane transporter activity
Source: RefSeq, a predicted model, not a curated record
AUGGGCGAGGACAAGCCAGAAGGAGAUGGCGAAGAGGUCGCCAUUGAAGUUCCCAUGCAGCCGGGGGAGCCUGUUGCAGCUGUGGAUGCAUCUAUUGAACCACCAUACGGAUGGGUUGUCUGUAUCGCCAUGCAUUUGAUCAAUGGAUUCACAUGGGGCAUCAUUGCGUCUUAUGGUGUUUACCUAUCGUACUACAUUGAUAAUUCUAUAUUCCCCGGUGCCUCGGAUUUGGACUAUACGUUUAUUGGUGGCGUCAACUUCGCCUGUGCCAUGCUCUGCGGACCUAUUGUCAACUUGUUUGUCCGAAGACUCGGGACACAUAUCCCUAUGUACUGCGGCUGUGUCAUGUUCGCGGGCGGCUUUGUCGCAGCCUCAUUUGCCACAGAGUACUGGCAUCUUAUUCUGACGCAGGGCAUCCUGGUUGGGUUGGGAACAGGCUUUUCAUGGCUACCAGCUACACCCAUACUUCCCCAGUGGUUCAACAGAAAUAGGAGUUUAGCUCAAGGCAUCGCAGCCGCAGGGAGCGGCAUUGGCGGCGUGAUAUUCUCGGCCGCAACAACCCCCAUGAUCGAGAAUCUUUCGCUUGCUUGGUCACUACGGAUCACUGGCAUCCUCGCAUUUGUGGUCCUGUUUACGGCCUGUUCGUUGAUCCGCGACAGAAACAAGACAAUCCGUCCCAGCUACAAGCCUAUAGACACGGAGCUCCUGAAAAGGUAUCAGGUCUGGCUGCUUAUCUUCUACACGUUCUUUUCCAUCCUUGGCUACAUCGUCGCGAUCUAUUCUCUAGGCGCGUUUGCGACAUCUCUCGGAUUGACUCAAGAUCAAGGCGGCACUGUGAUCACCAUCAUGAACGUCGGAACCGCUUUCGGUCGACCUUUCGUCGGGGUGCUAAGCGAUCGAUUCGGCCGCAUGACAAUAGCAUGCAUCCUGACCGCGUCAAACACCUUGCUAUCAUAUGCGAUCUGGAUUCCUGCCAAUUCUUAUGGCGUACUUAUAUUCUUUGCUCUUACUGUGGGCGCGACGAGUGGUGUCUACUGGGGUACAAUUGCUCCUCUUUGUGCCGAGGUCGUUGAACUGAAAGAACUUCCAUCAGCCCUCAGUCUGAUGUGGGUGACUGUCUCUAUGCCUGCUUUAUUCUCGGAAGCAAUAGCAUUGGAGAUUCGCCGACCUCAUUCGUCCCGGCCUUAUUUAUGGCCUCAGAUCUAUACUGGCUUGGUCUUCCUGAUCGCAGGCGGUUUCAUGUUUGAGCUCCGCCGGCAGAAAUGGGGCUUCAGGAGGGAAAGGCAUAGAUGA